CCAGUAUUAGAGCCAUUACGGUAAAAUAAUGUCGAGCCUAUAGCUGUCACAGGAAGUCAAUCUUGAUAUGGGAAAAACGUCAACAAACUACUGUCUACUGGAUGCCCAGCAGGUAUUCCCAGCAGUACAGAGACUUUCUCUACCAUGACCGAGAUGUUCUCCUCUCUGUACGGACAGACCGACACUCAGGGACCCCCGGGACCCUCCGCGCUGGGCUUCGGGCCCGGGAAGCCCCUGGCCCCGCCGGCAGCCCAGAACCAGGUCCACAUGUCUGUGGGGAUUCCGCACCAGCUUGUGGAUGAAGGGCCUCCACUCAGAAAGCCUGGAGCCAUGAAUGAACCCUUCUACCUGCUGAGAGAACUGCCAGUGGAGAAUGAGCUGACUGGAAACACCAACCUCAUCACACACUACAAUCUGGAACACGCGUACAACAAAUUCUGCGGUAAGAAGGUGAAGGAGAAGCUUAGCAACUUCCUCCCAGAGCUUCCUGGUAUGAUUGAUAAUCCAGGUCUUCAGGAUGGAAGUUCUUUACGCUCUCUUAUCGAGAAGCCACCAGUAUGCAACAACUCCUUCAGCCCUCUUACUGGAGCCAUGCUCACUGGUUUUAGACUACACACGGGACCACUUCCAGAGCAGUACAGACUGAUGCACAUUCAACCUCCAAAAAAGAAGAGCAAACACAAGCACAGACACCAUCGACCCCAGGAUCCUCUACCACCUGAAACACCCUCAGACUCAGACCACAAGAAAAAGAAGAAAAAGAAGGAUGAUGAUCCCGACAGGAAGAAAAAGAAGAAGGAUAAGAAAAAGAAGAAGAACCGCCAUAGCCCUGACCACCCAGGCAUGACCGGCUCUCAGCCCAGUGGCAGCAGCCUCAGAUAGGAGCGGACCUGACAGCUGAAAGAAUUCACUGUAAAUAGCAUUGAAGAAUGAUUGUUUUAAACUUAAUGUGUGUAUGUGAGAGAGAGUGAGUGAGAGAAUGAUAUUUUUUAACAUGUGUCUGUGUGUGUGUAUGUGUUAUGCAUUUGUUUAAUGCACCUAAAAGAGUCAGUAGUAAACUGUAUCUGUUACAUCCUUUUAUAAUCAUUUAAGUGCCUCUAUUUGUAUUUAUCACAUGAUAAAGCAAUCAAAUACAUUUUGAUAUAUCUUUAAAGUUAUAAAAACAUUUUAUAAGCACUAUAUUGAUUAUUGACUCUUUAUUUCUCUUUAUUUUUUCACAUUUUACAACCUAAUUCUGAAGAGAAGCACACAGCAGAGUGACAAUAAGCACCAAAACAA
Astyanax mexicanus (Mexican tetra) is the source of this 1278-nucleotide messenger RNA. It is a transcript of the gene med19b, whose product is annotated as mediator complex subunit 19b. Gene Ontology annotation, cellular component: mediator complex. Gene Ontology annotation, biological process: positive regulation of transcription by RNA polymerase II. The record is from RefSeq and is a predicted model, not a curated record. Bases 145 to 882 code for a protein of 245 amino acids. Gene Ontology annotation, molecular function: transcription factor binding; transcription coregulator activity. Lineage: Eukaryota; Metazoa; Chordata; Actinopteri; Characiformes; Acestrorhamphidae. The transcript has 6 exons.